AAGGCAGAUCUGGGCUGCGUUCUAUUCGCAACAUCGCAGCGGCUGCAGACACUUUCUCUCUGUUGCUUCCCUUCAUCCGAGCGUCAGCUCUAAUCAUUCAAGCGUGCAAAAUAACCGUGUCUAGAAACUCUGCCUUUUAUGUGACAGCAGAAAACAAUUCCUGCAAGGCUCCUGCACCGUUUAUUUUAUGUGUAGCAAGCAAGUUCUGUUUCCUGUAGGUUUGAGAAUUAAUUGAGGCCAUGGCAACUUGGGUGGGACUGCUGAGCCUCCUGAUGGUGAACCUUGUGGCAGUCCACGGGGGCAUCCAGGGUGACGUCACCGCCGACCUCUCAGUGAAGCUCUACCACCACUUGAGGUCAAUGGAGAAAGAGGAGAAUAUCUUCUACUCCCCCUUCAGUAUUGCCACUGCUUUGGGAAUGAUUGAGCUCGGAGCUGCUGGUACAACCCUCCAGCAGAUCCAACGUGUCAUGGGCUCCAAUAACAUGCAAAGAGAUGGGGAGUUUGUGUUCUUGCGGGAAUUGUCGCAGGCCAUGCGAGCAGACCGGCAGCAGUACGUCAUGAAGGUUGCCAACUCCUUGUUUGUGCAGGCGGGCUUUCAACUCAGUGACCAUUACCUGCGCAUGCUGAAGAGAUAUUUCAGUGGCGGGGUGGAAAAGGUGGACUUCAGCCACCCGUCUUCAGUGGCCGAUCAGAUCAACGCGUGGAUACAGAAUCAAACCAAUGACAAGAUACAAGGCCUUUUAAAACCGAAGGACUUCAGUGUCUUGACCCACGUGGUCCUGGUCAAUGCAAUUUACUUCAAAGGGAACUGGAAGUCGCAGUUCAGACCAGAGCACACACGCACGUUCCCUUUUACCAAAGACGAUGAGAGUGAAAUCCAGAUCCCCAUGAUGUACCAACAGGGGGACUUCUUCUACGGCGAGUUCAGUGAUGGGUCGAAUGAAGCAGGAGGCGUGUACCAGGUCCUGGAAAUACCGUAUGUGGGGGACAAAAUCAGUAUGAUGAUCGUCCUCCCGAGGCAGGAAGUACAACUGGCCACUUUGGAGCCCCUUAUUAAAACCCAGCUCAUUGAUGAAUGGGCAAGCACUGUAAAGAAGCAGAAGGUGGAGGUGUACAUGCCGAGAUUUAAAGUGAUGCAGAACAUUGAUUUGGCGGAGGCGCUGGCUGGUCUUGGUAUCUCAGAAUUGUUUAGUCUCGAUGCUGACCUUUCUGCAAUGACCGGGAAGAAGGACCUUCACAUUUCCAAGGCUUUUCACACGUCUUUUAUUGAGGUGAACGAGGAGGGUUCGGAAGCAGCAGCAGCCUCGGAGAUGAUCGCUGUCAGCAGAAUGUUGACCCUCAACCCCCAGGUCAUCGCCGACCAUCCGUUCUUCUUUCUGAUCCGAAACCAGAGGACAGGUACCAUCCUAUUUAUGGGCAGAGUCAUGCAUCCGGAAGAUACUAAUCCAAAUGGUCACGAUUUUGAAGCAUUAUAGAGGCUGCCAUUCCACCACAAGAGACAUCUGGUUUAACAGCUCUCCGUGUUCACACUGUCAUCUCUUUAGCUCCGUACUCUGUAGAGUAAAUGCAUAGAAAAUAUAUGAAGUCAACA
Amblyraja radiata (thorny skate) is the source of this 1591-nucleotide messenger RNA. RefSeq names its product serpin peptidase inhibitor, clade I (neuroserpin), member 1 (gene serpini1). Bases 240 to 1475 code for a protein of 411 amino acids. Gene Ontology annotation, molecular function: serine-type endopeptidase inhibitor activity. Gene Ontology annotation, biological process: negative regulation of endopeptidase activity. The record is from RefSeq and is a predicted model, not a curated record. NCBI's taxonomy places the organism in Eukaryota, Metazoa, Chordata, Chondrichthyes, Rajiformes, Rajidae. The transcript has 9 exons.